AUGUCUUCGCAGCCCUUUCUUCCACUCUCUUCUCCUCCAGGCUCGCCUUCGCCCGUAUUGCGCCCGCGGCGACCGAGUCUAGAACUCGAGCGCGAAAUCCUCUCCACUAGAGGCCAGCGUCUAGUGAACUUUUUGCCGUCGCGCACGUCAAGCCUUGCUUUGCAUGAUCUCGAUGACGAUGUAUCUGAGAGACGGCUCUUCCUGCGACGGGGAUCUAUGCUGAUUGGACACAGUAAUCCACGUUAUGAAUGGCAGCGAUACUAUAGAUCGCCCGAGUCAUUGAAGGACCUCCCCAAGAAGAUUCGGGAAUACUACGAGCGCACGAAUUCCUUGAUCUCCCAAUAUCUUUACAUCGACCGACUGCUGGACUCGUCUCUCCCCCACAAUUUGAUCGAAGAAUACAAUGGGUGUCACCAUCAUGAUCCCGCAGGAAAUGGCUUCCAUCAACCGCCCCCAGACGGAAAUGAAGUCGAGGCAGCCAACCCCAAGACCGGAAAGAUAAAGCGCACCCCGCAUAAUCUGUAUCGGGUUCCCGAUGAGACGACUCCUUUGGUCGCCUCGGAAGAAAACAGCCCGGAAGGCUCAUUGCCUGAUUUUAAAUCACACGGAGGCAUGUCACCAGAGGCCGAGGAGCGUGUCAUCAACUGGGCCAUUCGUAUCAACUUCGCUGCCAAUGUCGCUCUCCUCGUUUCCAAGAUCGCUAUCAUGGCAAUGACCAGCUCCAUGUCCAUGCUAGCCGGUCUUGUCGACGGAGUUUUGGACUUUUUCAGUACUGUUAUUGUCUGGGUGACCAGCAUCAUGAUCCGCCGACAAGAUCGCAACCGAUUCCCGAUCACCCGGCGACGCCUGGAACCUGUCAGUGUGCUAAUCUUCUCAGUGAUCAUGGUCACCUCCUUCUUCCAAGUGGGACUAUCAUCUGUGAAGCAGCUACUUGGAGAUGAUCAUACCGUUGUCGAGCUCACAAUUCCAUCGCUUGCGCUCAUGGCUGGCACUGUGAUUGUGAAAUUGCUCUGCUGGAUCUGGUGUCGCUUGAUCCCGAGCCCCAGUGUCCAGGUGCUGGCCCAAGACGCCAUGACAGAUGUCAUCUUUAACAUCUUCAGUAUCAUAUUCCCGCUGAUUGGCACGUUUGCAAACCUUUGGUUCUUGGAUCCCCUGGGUGGUCUUUUCCUCUCCAUCUACAUCAUGUGGAACUGGGGCCAGACAGCCGGAGAAUACAUCGGACGAUUCACCGGCGCGGCUGCCUCGCCCGACGACCAUAGCAUCCUGCUCUACAUGACGAUGCGGUUCUCCCGAGUAAUUCUGAAGAUUCAGGAUCUGAAAGCUUACUAUGCCAGUGAUAAGCUUAAUGUCGAGGUUGACCUUGUCGUAGACGACAGCAUGAGCUUGCGGGACAGUCACGAUGUUGGCGAAAGCUUGCAGUACAUCAUUGAGAGUGUCCCGACUGUUGAUCGUGCUUUCGUGCAUCUAGACUAUGACCCCUGGAACCUACCUAGUCAUAUGAACCAGAUGGACCGCUGA
Molecule: messenger RNA, 1518 nt
Organism: Penicillium antarcticum
Lineage: Eukaryota; Fungi; Ascomycota; Eurotiomycetes; Eurotiales; Aspergillaceae
Product: cation diffusion facilitator family transporter
Exons: 4
Coding region: 1-1518 (505 amino acids)
Biological process (GO): transmembrane transport; monoatomic cation transport
Cellular component (GO): membrane
Molecular function (GO): monoatomic cation transmembrane transporter activity
Source: RefSeq, a predicted model, not a curated record